UAGGUGAAGACUUCCUGGUGCAUCCGAGAGGUAGCCUGCAAACCAGAUUGUCUCUUUGCUGACCAUCGAGAGCUGGUCCAGCAGGCAAAGAGACUACACCCUGUGAUCAUCUGUGUGCUUGGUGUGCAGCAGUCAUGUCUUACGCUUAUUUGUUCAAAUAUAUUAUCAUCGGAGACACAGGGGUUGGAAAGUCAUGUCUUCUACUUCAGUUUACAGAUAAGAGGUUUCAGCCUGUUCACGAUCUCACUAUAGGGGUUGAGUUUGGUGCCAGAAUGAUAAAUAUAGAUGGGAAACCCAUAAAACUGCAGAUAUGGGACACGGCUGGACAGGAGAGUUUCCGUUCUAUAACCAGGUCAUAUUACAGAGGUGCUGCAGGAGCACUCCUUGUAUAUGAUAUAACUAGGCGAGAGACCUUUAGCCAUUUAGCAUCAUGGUUAGAAGAUGCAAGGCAACACUCUAGUAGCAAUAUGGUGAUCAUUUUAAUUGGGAACAAAAGUGAUCUGGAGGGCCGUAGAGAUGUUUCGAGGGAGGAAGGAGAGGCAUUUGCAAGAGAACACGGCCUAAUAUUUAUGGAAACCUCUGCCAAAACCGCUGCAAAUGUGGAGGAGGCCUUUAUUGGCACUGCCAAAGAAAUUUACAAGAAAAUUCAGCAGGGACUCUUCGAUGUAAACAAUGAGGCUAAUGGCAUUAAGGUUGGACCACAGCAGACACUAUCGGAGCCUCUCGGGGGAGCAAGACAAAGCCAAGCAGACGGGAGAGGGUCUUCUGGCUGCUGUUAAGAAAAAUUCUAAUGGCUAAUAUUUGAGGAUAAUGGGGUUCAGCCCUUGGCUCACUAUAUCCUUGCAUCUCUUCCCUAUUUUGGUCUAUUGUACUUCUCUUCAUAUUUUCAAAUUGGCCCCAUAGGCUAUUUCAAUGCACACAUAUGAGGGAUUAAUCUCUUCUUCAAACAUUCAUAUUCUUGCUCAGUGUAGCAAGUAUAAUAAUCUGCGUGACUAAUAAAUGCUACUUU
Messenger RNA from Nanorana parkeri, 1009 nucleotides. It is a transcript of the gene RAB2B, whose product is annotated as RAB2B, member RAS oncogene family. Gene Ontology annotation, cellular component: Golgi apparatus. The transcript has 8 exons. Bases 135 to 779 code for a protein of 214 amino acids. Gene Ontology annotation, molecular function: GTPase activity; GTP binding. The record is from RefSeq and is a predicted model, not a curated record. Lineage: Eukaryota; Metazoa; Chordata; Amphibia; Anura; Dicroglossidae.